Molecule: messenger RNA, 489 nt
Organism: Aspergillus terreus NIH2624
Lineage: Eukaryota; Fungi; Ascomycota; Eurotiomycetes; Eurotiales; Aspergillaceae
Product: SelT/SelW/SelH family protein
Exons: 3
Coding region: 1-489 (162 amino acids)
Source: RefSeq, a predicted model, not a curated record
AUGGCCUCCCAAGAUCAACCAUCAAAGCUCACCCAGUCCAUCAACCUCCCCCGCAUCACAAUCAAAUACUGCACCCAAUGUAAAUGGAUGCUCCGCGCUGCCUACUUCGCCCAAGAACUCCUCUCAACUUUCAGCACGGAUCUCGGCGAAGUCGCCCUCAUCCCCGCAACGGGUGGCGUCUUCACCGUGACCAUGUACCAUGCCGCGGGCGACAGCGACAGCGCCGGCGCAGACGUUCACCAGACGGUCCUAUGGGAUCGGAAGACGAACGGCGGGUUUCCGGAAGUCAAAGUGCUCAAGUCGCUUGUUCGUAAUGUGGUGGAUCCGUCGCGCGACUUGGGACAUACGGACCGGGCCUUGCGGGCGGCGAAUGUGCCGGUGCAGGAGGGAGGUGUUUCCGGGGUGAGUCAGGAGAGCCAGAGUCAGGCUCAGACUGCGUCUGGAGGACAGGGGACGGGCCAAGUACAAGAAUGCGAGGACUGCAAAUGA